UCCGAGGGCGGAUAUAUUAUUGAUGCCCAAAUAUAUUGAUGCAGUUAGGUGAAAACUGAUGUGGUGGUUAUUAGGUUAACUGAUGCGGUGGUUAUUGUAUAAAGUUUGUAUUUUUCUUAUAUACAGUUAUCAUAUCAAAAGGUAUGUAUCAUAGAAAAUAUUUGUUGGACUAAACUAAUAUCAAUAGGUCACACUUGUGUUUUAAUAGAAUAGAUAUAUGAACCCUAAAGAUAUUACGGCUAAACGAUUCUACUUCGAUUAUAUCUUACAUUAUUUAAGCAUUAGGGUACCUUACAAAAGAAAACACAUGGCUCGCCGGACAAGCUACUUGCAACAUCGAAUUCCGGUGCUGAAAAUAAGGGAAGGACCUUACACGCAGCUAGGCUACGCGCAGCAGCGGAGAUCCGUCAAGGCACAUGACAUCCUUACAGAAUCUCACACACGUCAUGCUCUUCAAGAACGUACAUGCGACAGUAGAGAGGUCGUUUGCAAACUUUGUGGAAAUGGUGUUUCUUAUGGGUCAACCACUUACUAUUGUCGUCUAUGUAGAUCCUAUUUUCACAAGGAUUGUCUUACAAUAACUUCCCCAAAGAUUCAUGAGCAUACACUCACCUACCUUCAAAGAAAACACUCAUUCGGUUGCGAUGCUUGUGGAUUCGUCCGUCCAGAUGAGAUUGAUAUGUUCGGAUGUUUACAAUGCGAUUUCUUUGUUCACAGAAGUUGCAUCUUCUUACCGAGGGUUAUAAAACUCACACGUCACUCACAUUAUCUUUCUCACGUUUUUCAUAUACUUGAUGAUGAGGCCAAGUGUGGAGUUUGUCAGGGACGGUUUAGUUCAGGCUAUGGAGGAUAUGCUUGUAUUGACAAAACAUGUGAUUAUGUUGUCCAUUCUACAUGUGCGACAAAUAUCAACGUGUGGGAUGGAAUAGAUGUCGAAGGAGAAUUUAAGGAAGUGAGAUGCUGUGGUUUCUUCAUUAGAAGAGAUGGAUGACAUACAAGUACAUCAUUUUAGCCACGACCAUGGCUUAUCGAGAAUCAACGUCAGUGUUGACCGUGAAGAAUGUAGACAGGUAUGUGAAGCAUGUAUCCUUCCUAUUGAUAUGGGUACUUUCUUGGGUUGCAAGGAAUGCAGUUUUGCCCUCCACGAAGAAAGUGCUCGCCUUCCACCGGAGAUGGAGCAUCCGUUACACCGCCAUCGGAUAACCGUGCAGGUCCAAAGGAACAUCAACGAAGGGUUUUUCACCUGUUCUGCCUGUAAGCAGGAUUCUUGUGGUUUUAUGUAUCAAUGUUGCCAAGAAGAGUGUGGGUUCAAGAUAGAUGUUAAGUGUGCUUCCUUUACCGACCCAUUUAAGCAUAAACCCCACAAAUGCCCUCUCUAUCUUAGACUAGAAGAUCUUGGUAACAGAAAGUCUUACUUGUGUUGUGGUUGCCAUGAAUAUUCAACUACUGUGGCAACUUGUAUCAAAUGUAAAGACUCCUCCUUUGAUUUCAAAUGCUUGAACUUACCUCCUGUGAUCAGAUAUAAGUAUGAUAUACAUCCACUUACGCUAUACUUUGAUAGAAAACGCUACGAGAAACAACAGCUGGAAAAGUUUUGGAAAAGUAACUUCUUAGGUUGGGGAAGAGAUAGACUCCCAUACUCUUGGUGUGACGUUUGUGAAGAAGAAGUACACGAAUAUUUAUUGUUCUACAUAUGUUUUGAUUGUCGCACCACUAUACAUGUUAAGUGCAUCUUAGGAAGUUAUCCUUAUAUGAAACCUAGCCAUAAGAUCAAAGUGAACGGUCUCAAGAUUCAGAUAGCUUCAAACACUGGUUCUUCUCGGCCAAUUUGUCAUACAUGUCACAGUCUCUGCCGAGACAAGUUGGUAUUCAAGGAGAAUGGUUUAUGUUUUUGU
Messenger RNA from Brassica oleracea var. oleracea, 1895 nucleotides. RefSeq lists its product as uncharacterized. NCBI's taxonomy places the organism in Eukaryota, Viridiplantae, Streptophyta, Magnoliopsida, Brassicales, Brassicaceae. The record is from RefSeq and is a predicted model, not a curated record. The transcript is spliced from 2 exons. The coding region runs from base 218 to 991 and encodes 257 amino acids.